AUGUGCCUGGGUGCGGGCCAUGCGGCGUUGAGCGCCACCUGCGCCUCGUGUGUCGCUCUCCCCAGGGAGGAGAGUGAACGCAGGCGCGCGUUCUUCGCCGCUACAGCGCCCCGUCCGGACUCCUCUAAGGACGAGGAGUCUGAGAUUGACUGGGCCCCCCUCGACAUUCCACCUGUGCCCGCGGAGUGGGGUGACUGCGAGGACGGAGAGGUGUCGGAGGUCGGCUCUCUCCUCACGCUGGACGAGGUGGUGUCCAACCCGGAGCCGGACCGCUUCCCGCUGGACCACAUGCCUGGGCUCUACGCCACGGCGGCGGCCAUCAUGGAUGCCCCCCUGCCACCGCAACCGAACCAGAGGGUGGAGGACUUCACCUCUGGAGCGGCUCCCUCAGGAUGCGGGAGUGACGCAGGGCAGACGGGAACAGACCAUCGUGUCACUGUCCACUCACACUGCCGCAUUGACUGCGCAUUCUGUCACUGUGCGGCUCAGGGCGACUCUCAACCUCAGGUGAUCGAUAAUCUUCACUGGGAAGUGGUUUGGGGGUUUCUUCCGUUUUGCUACAAGACCACAGAAGACCCUUACUCGCAUCAUGAAUUACCUUCGUCGCCGCCUCUCUGA
Messenger RNA from Knipowitschia caucasica, 618 nucleotides. The record is from the annotation of a GenBank genome assembly. NCBI's taxonomy places the organism in Eukaryota, Metazoa, Chordata, Actinopteri, Gobiiformes, Gobiidae.